This is a messenger RNA of Anthostomella pinea, 1548 nucleotides long. Lineage: Eukaryota; Fungi; Ascomycota; Sordariomycetes; Xylariales; Xylariaceae. The record is from the annotation of a GenBank genome assembly.
AUGUUGGCGCAAAUCACGAUGACCAAUAUCGCCAUUAUCUCCGCCCUAGUGGCAGCGGGCCUUUCGGCGUUUUACAUGCUUCAGCGGAUGAGACAUGAACUCAGAGUUCGGAAGAUAGGUGGCGUCCGCGCGCCUCAGCUGGCAACCAACCCAUUUAGCGGCAUGUUCUGGUUCAUCCGAGCCGCCAAGGCCCAGAUGAGGAACGAGCUUCUGAAUCAUUAUAACAGCUUCUACGACCACGCCACACCCGAAUGCCCAAACUGUGUGGAGAUUCAGAUCAAGGCUAGCGAAAGAUACAUCCUUACCAGAGACCCCGAGCAUAUCAAAGCUGUGCUCACGACCAAGUUCAGCGACUUCGGGAAAGGGGCCACCUUUCAUUCUCUAUGGCGACCUUUUCUUGGAGACAGCAUAUUCACUACGGAUAGGAGCCUAUGGCACGACAGCCGCAGUCUUAUCAGGCCAAUGUUUAUCAAGGAUAGGGUCAGCGACCUGGCGACGUUUGAAAAAGGGGUCUCGGUACUUAUCGCAGAGCUUCCGCCGUCCGGGCACACGGUCGACAUCAUGGAUCUCUUCUAUCGUAUGACCCUCGACGUAACAAACGAUUUUCUGCUGGGCGCAAGUGUUGACAGCCUGAACAAUCCUCAGAGCGAGUUCGCCAGUGCGUUCAGCGACGUCCAACGGAUCCAAAUGAUGAUAUCCAUGACUGGGCCAUUCCAAGCCUUGAUACCCCGUGGUGCCUAUAACCGCGGGAUAGGGGUAAUCAACCGCUUUGUGAUGCCGUACAUCGAACAAGCCUUGGCCUUGCCGCAGGAGGAGCUCGAGAAGCUGUCCAACUCCGAUAAGGACUUCACCUUCUUGCAUAGCAUCGCAAGGUAUACCCGUGAUCCUCAGGUCCUCCGGGACCAAAUCGUUGCUGUGCUACUGGCCGGUCGCGAUACCACCGCUGCGACGCUAUCCUGGACAUUCUACGAGCUAUCGAACUACCCGGAGAAGUUCAAGAAGCUUCACGACGAGGUCAUCGCUUCAGUUGAUCGGACACGAAUGCCUACAUAUGACGAUCUCAAGAGUAUGAACUACCUACGUCACAUCUUGAACGAAACAUUGCGCCUGUACCCUGCCGUGCCAUAUAACCUCCGCACUGCACUCGAAGACACCACAAUCCCAGGCAUCCCCGGCCAGCCCCCUAUCUCCGUGGUCGAGGGCGACGUCGUAGUCUACAGUACACUCGCGAUGCAACGGCAGCGGGACCUAUAUCCACCAACGUCCGAGAAGUUCGAGGAUCCUGCCGUCUUCUCGCCAGAGAGAUGGGAGACCUGGAGCCCCAAGCCUUGGCAAUAUGUCCCCUUCAACGGAGGACCUCGGAUUUGCGUGGGACAGAAUUUCGCCAUGACGGAGAUGGCGUAUUGCAUGGUAAGAAUACUCCAGAAGUAUGACGGACUCGAGUAUCGAGGCGAUUGGCACGCGCAGAAGCACGAGGCGGAGGUGGUUGGCAAGCCUAGUCAGGGGGUGAAUGUUGCUCUGCACGCGAAAGAGGGCCCCCAUGAGUAG